Manis pentadactyla (Chinese pangolin) is the source of this 2236-nucleotide messenger RNA. RefSeq names its product galactose-3-O-sulfotransferase 4 (gene GAL3ST4). The record is from RefSeq and is a predicted model, not a curated record. The transcript is spliced from 4 exons. Gene Ontology annotation, cellular component: membrane. Gene Ontology annotation, molecular function: galactosylceramide sulfotransferase activity. Bases 377 to 1819 code for a protein of 480 amino acids. Lineage: Eukaryota; Metazoa; Chordata; Mammalia; Pholidota; Manidae. Gene Ontology annotation, biological process: glycolipid biosynthetic process.
GUUCUCUUCCUACUUGUGUGUGUCUCUUUCCCAACCUUAUCUCUGACCCGCUCCCUUUUUACAGAUGAGGAUGCCAGUGGUUCUGGAGGGGGCCAGCAUUAUGCGGAUGACUGGAUGGCCAGGGCAGGAGCUGUGGCACCGCCAGCUAGGCUUCCUCGCCCUCCUCGAAGGGAUGGCGCUGGGGGCAAAACGCUGACCAAAGCAAAAUCGGCUAAUCCAGGGGGCAGACAAAACCAGAACUGCGAGCAGGCCUGGGGAAUGACCCCCCGAUCUCGAACCAGCGCCUUCUGCAGCUGCACGGCUGUUGCCAGCUGUCCCUGCCUCUGUGCCUGGCCUGUGCCCUGUCCCUCUCUAGCACUACCCUUCCCUCUGCCACAUGGGCCCCCUGUCUCCAACCAGGACCAUGUGCCUCCGGGGGCCUUGGAGCCUGGGGGUGGCUCUGGGCAUCUUCAUGACCAUCGGAUUUGCCCUCCAGUUCUGGGGGGGCCCCUUCCAGAGGAGGGUACCUGGGCUGCAGCUUCAACAGCCCUGGGCCCAGUCCCUGGAACCAGCUGUUCCAUCCUGCCAACCCCUUCAGCGACUCGUUUUCCUGAAGACGCAUAAAUCUGGGAGCAGCUCUGUGCUAAGCCUGCUUCAUCGCUAUGGGGACCGGCACGGGCUGCGCUUCGCCCUCCCUGUCCGCUACCAGUUUGGCUACCCAAGGCUUUUCCAGGCCUCUCGGGUCAAAGGCUACCGCCCUCAGGAUGGAGACACCCAGCUCCCCUUCCACAUCCUCUGUCAUCACAUGAGGUUCAACCUGAAAGAGGUACUUCAGGUCAUGCCUUCUGACAGCUUCUUCUUUUCCGUUGUCCGAGACCCAGCGGCUCUUGCUCGCUCUGCCUUCUCCUACUAUAAAUCCACCUCAUCGGCUUUCCGCAAGGCCCCGUCCUUGGCUGCCUUCCUGGCCAAUCCUCGAGCCUUCUACCGGCCUGGGGCCCGUGGGGACCACUACGCACGCAACUUGUUAUGGUUUGACUUUGGCCUCCCCUUACCGCCAGAGAUGAUGACCAAGAGAGGGAAUCCUCAUCUCCCCCGAGAACCCACCCCCCGACAGCUGCAUGUCUUGCCUUCUGGCGCUGACCCUCGAGCCCACACCCUGGAACCCAGUGCUCUCUUCCAUCCUGCUGCCACUGUUGCUGAUGGUCACAGCCAGAUGUCUAGCCCUGCCUCUUUAAAUGUGGGGUCUCCAUCCUUCAUCCAGUGGAACCUGGCUUGGCUGGACUCUGUUUUUGACCUGGUUUUAGUGGCUGAGUACUUUGACGAGUCAUUGGUUCUGCUGGCAGACGCCCUGUGUUGGAGUCUGGAUGAUGUUGUGGGCUUCAUGCACAACGCCCAGGCUGGAGGUGUGCAUGGCAGAAGCACUGUCAGUGACGGCGGGCUGACUGCUGAGGACAGGCAGCUCACUGCACGGGCCCGAGCCUGGAACAACCUGGACUGGGCUCUCUAUGUUCAUUUCAACCACAGUCUGUGGGCACGAAUAAAGCAAUAUGGCCAGAGUCGGCUGGAGAGUGCUGUGGCACAGCUCCGGGCUCGCCGAGAAGCCCUGGCUAAACACUGCCUUGUAGGAGGUGAGGCUUUAGAACCCAAAUACAUCACUGACCGACAGUUCCGCCCUUUCCAGUUUGGGUCAGGUAAGGUUUUGGGUUAUGUACUUCGGAGUGGACUGAGCCUCCAAGACAGGGAGGAGUGUGAGCGCCUGGCUACUCCUGAGCUACAGUACAAGGACAAGUUAGAUGCCAAGCAGUUUCCCCCAGCUGUCUCUCUGCCCCUCAAGACUUAAAGGCUUCUCUGCCCCUAGGCAUCAGACCACUAAGUCUUAGGCUGAGGAGCAGCUAAGCUACACGUGAUGAGUAUGGGGGCAGCCAAAUACACUUCUGCUUUCUUCAGAAAGCAUGUCUGCUCCCUAGAGGAAUGGAACUUUGCACAGAUGUAGGCCCCCAGUCCCCCAGCCACUGCCAAGGAAUCCCAGUUGUUCAGCAACUAGCAGCCCCCAUUUUGUCCCACCCCCUUUCUAGCCCCAGGCAGAUCCGAUCAGCGUCAAAAGCCCCUAGAGGAGCAAACCAUGGUGUAAGCCAGAGAAAGUUUGGGAAAUGGUGGAUUGGAAUAAUGUGUCCAUUUCUUUCCGAAAUAUUUGCUACCGGGCUAUGCGUUUCACUAUAAAAUGUUUGUUGAAUGAAUAAAUAAUUUGAAACUUCGA